UCCUCCAACCUCCAGUCGAGACCCGAGCACCAGACCAGCAGCCUGCACAAACUCGUUCAUCCUCUUAGUUGCCUUUGUUCAUGGAUUUGGAGCAAUAUUUCUCCGAUCCAUAUACUUUUCACCAACCGCAUCACCCAGAGCUUAUCGUCCUCUCCUUAGAAAAAUAACUGUUCCUCCCGUACACACACUUUUUCUCAGCAUUCGUGGUGGUGGUCCACAUUCUUGAUCGGUUCACAUACGUCUCAUUAUAAAAUAUUAUUAUCCCUCUCACCGCAUUUUCUCUCUCUCCUCUAAUCCAAUUCAUACUCAUCACGUCGCCCAUCACAACAAAUUACACUAAUCUUCCUGGCGUUGGAAGAAUCCCGAUAGGAAUUCCUAAUUUUGAUCCCUCGUUCCUUCCUCGCCCGGCGUGUCUGUCUGUCUGUGCGCGGCGGUGGCGGCGGCGGCGAAGAGAUUAAUCACGGCGGUGGGUGCAGGAGUGUAGUUGUGGAUUUUGGCGGAGGAAUAACGUGACCCAACAGUGACCAUUGAUUACACCUGCUGCUGCUGCCUCGGCUUCUGCUCCUGUUCACUGACUCAUUCCUGAUUGAGAGAGUUUGAGAGAGCGUGAGGUGAAGUGAAAGUUGUAGGAUGGGGCAAUCCUGCGGAAGAUAAACGACUUCAAUUCAGACUCUGGACAGGACCAGCAUGGUUCGACAAAUAAAGCUAAAGUAACCCAGUGGGACCACAACACUGUUAAUACUCCACUCUCCUCCUCCUCCUCCUCUAUCUGGUCGCCCCAUGUAAUCAGAUACGAGGGCCCACUACUUACGAAGAGGUGGCAGCCAUAAGCCUCCUCUCACUCUCUCCCUUUCGCUUUCUUACGACUUUCUCCUUUACUGCCCGUACAAAUAACUAUAAUAGCACACAAAAGACGAAAAGAUAGUGCAAAAAUUAGCAUAAAGAUUUGGUUUCCUGGGUAUGGCCGAGAUUGUCAAAAAUGCAAAAAAAUUGAGAGAAAGUAGACCUCAUCUUGCCUCACAUUACCACCAUCGCAUUACUCUGUUGCCCAUAUCUCGCUCUCUCUCACUCGCCAAGAGACUGGAGUAACCCGAGAAACACCAGUCCUCUCGGCAACCAACCACCGAAACUGCUACUAAUAUUCGUGGCACUGUGUGCACCCCAUAGCGCGGUGGCAAGGAGUCACAAAGAGAAAUAGUCUAGGGAAAGAUCGACACUUGAGACACCAAGCAAACCAAAGUUCGGAGUGAAGUGGGUGGGUGGACUCUUAUCUCAGAACGAACCAACAACUUGGCUUGAAGCAGAAGAAAGACAGAGUUGCACUUCGGAAUGAAAUAUACGGGGAACCCAGAGAAUUCAUCGUACUACUACCAUUUCUCCCCCACAUCUGCCUCCACGGUUGUCACUUCGUCCUCCUCCAAAGGGGGCUCACUUCUCCCCUUCAACCUCAACUCGCUCCCAUUACGGCUCGUGACACAGACUUGUGAUCCCAAACGAUCCAGGUCACCAGCUCCAGGGCGAGUGAGUGACCGGCGACCUCCUCGCUGUCGGUGACUCCCGUUCCUCCGCCGCAUCCCGGGUGUGGCCAUGACCAAACUAUUCUCUCCGCGGAGGCUGUACUGCUGCUGUUGCUGCUGCUGCGGAGGGACUAGUCACACCCACCAUCACCAACAUCGUCACGUGUGGCGGAAGACGGUCGUGUUUGGCGUUUUCGUUUUCUCCCUCUACUUUGCCCUCCUCAGCUUCGUCUCCUUCCUCGCCGUCUCAAACCACCAGGGGGGACUUGGGAGGGCCGGCAAUGGAGGAGGGGUAGGCAUGGGUGGCAGCAGGGGACCUUCAGCCUACCUCUCCCCUCACCAACUCACUCUCAAGAACGGUUCCUCAGCCCUGGACACAAAUCCUAACCUCUUUGGUUUACCAUUUGGAGGGCCCAACGGGUCGAGAGAUUUGGGACUGUUGACAAUCCAGAAGACUGGUAGUGGCUCAAACACACGAUACAGUGUUCACGCAUCCCAACCUCGACGGGACCCCGCAUUUGCGAGCGUCGCGAGUGACAUCAUCCGAAGUCAGGCCAUUUUCAAAUGCGUCCCUGUUCACUUCCGGCAAGAGGUUGGACCCACCGUGACCGGUCUGGCCAGCUUUCCCGGCAGUGGGAACACUUGGGUUCGCUAUCUCCUCCAAUUGUCUACCGGAAUUUUCACUGGAAGUGUUUACAAGGAUUUUGCCCUACUACGGAACGGAUUUCCAGGCGAGAGUAUAACGAACGGACGCGUGCUAGUCGUAAAAACCCACGAAUCUGGUCCCAUGGCACGAGCACAGUUUCAAAAAGCCAUCCUCCUCGUUCGAAAACCAGCAGAGGCAAUCCUGGCCGAAUUCAAUCGAAGAGCUGCUGGACACAUUGGUCAUGCCGGAAGAGACAAGUAUACGAGAAAUGCAGGACGAUAUUGGUCCUCCUUUGUGGCACAGAAGGGAAAGUCCUGGACAGAGACGAAUCUCGACUGGAUUGAAGGAUUUCAAGGACCUUUGCUCAUCUCGAUGUAUCACCAACUGGUGCAAAAUACGACACAAGAACUGACCACAAUUCUUGAUUUCCUCGGGGAACCCGUGACAGAAUCUGUAAUGAACUGUGUCAUCAACAACAAAGAAGGGAUUUAUAGACGUCGCAAGAAAAAUGUUCAGUUUAAUCCAUUUACUUCAAAAAUGGAGAAAUUUCUAUCCAUUCAGGAACGCAUCGUUUACAACGCCAUACAACGCAGAAUGCGAAAAGAAGGCACCACCACAACGUUGGGACCUUCUGGUCUUCUCCUCUUUAAAAACACCGCCGUCGUCAAAAACAAUCAUCACGAUUUGGAUAGCUACCUUAGCUAUACGAAUAGUAAUAAUAAUAACGAAAGUAGUAGUCAGAAAGGAGAAAUUAUCAGCCAAUAAGGAGUCUCGAGGGAGGGGGCGGAGGAGACAAAAAUGGGAUCCUGCAGAAUAAUACUCGACAGCAUGACGCAAGGCCGAUAAGGACGAGAACCUCCUUUAUCUUAUAAUAAGCUAAAAACAAUCUGAUUGAUUGAGAUUAAAUGGGUAAAUGCAUUAUUGCACCAAAUCACCUUUCUGUACAUGCACGGUUAACAAUUACGUACGUAGUUCCAGAGAAGGUGGGCCACACGUCAACUUGAAAUGAAUGAAUAUAUAACUCGAAAAUUACAGAAAUUUGUGAAAAUGGAACUUUAUUGCCCAAAAUUCUUGCACAAUUUUUGCACACGAACGAUUACUUUGGGUUUUACGUAAAAGGUCACUCCAUCAUUUACUGUCUAGAAAUCUCAUUUCUAUGUAUGUAGCUCAUGAUAUGUAUAAGUCAAGAAAAUAGGCACUGGUGCAACUUGGAAAUUUAUACUUACAAUCAGUACAGUAAGAAAUUGGAUAUUAUGCAGAGAAACAAACGAUACAACAAAUCGUAUUUUUACAAAGGUGUGCAAGAGAAAGUGGUAUUAAAUUGGAUAAUUUUAGUAGAGUUGAUACAUAAAUAGCACUAUGUAGAGCUACUUAUCUAUCUAUGUAGUGGUACUGUUAAUGUAUGCAUGACAUGCAUUUGUGAAUGUUGCCUAUACACUGAUUCGAAAGGGUACACGUACAUAAAUAUAUUAUAAAUCGUACUUGCAAGUAUAAGCAUAUAGUCAAAGUUGUAUAUUGUGUACAUAAAAAAUAGCUUUCUUCGAACGUCGGUUCUAAAAGUAUUCGUAACAAAUUCGUAACAUUCUGACGGUGCUCCAGAAAUGUAACAAUGAUUGAACCAUGAGGUAAUUUGUACCUUUUAGUAGAAUUAGUUAGAUUAAGUGAGUAGUCAAAUAAGAAAUACUAGUUUUCAAGCAAAUAUUUUAAAAUGCACAAAAUAACGCACCGGACGUAUAAGAGAGUUAAGAGAUACUUAGGAUAAGGGUUAGAACUAAAAAUGCCGAAUUAUUUGAUGCAAAUUAAUGCAAGGCGAAAUCCACGCUACUUCCGAAUCAUUUAGAGUUAGCAUUUACUAAAUUUUAGUAGUAUUAAGAUUGUAAACGCGAAUCGUAGUGUAAAAAUGGAUCAGAUUAUGUAUUAACGUUUCAUCAAUCAACAAUUUUACAAAUUCCAUGAAAAAUUUUUUCAUUCGAAAACAAUUAGUGCAAAUGAAAACGCCAAAUUAUUGAAACAUUUUCAGCAACAAGUAGUUGUGCAACUUAUAAUGAUGCGUAAAAAAUUUUAAUGUGUACUACAAUUAAUAAGGUCCAACAAAGAUCCUACUCAAACCAUCUUAUUUACUUACAUACAAUGGGACUUAUGCCAAAAUUGAAAUUCAUACACAAACAAAUACAAACGAAUUUAGAAUUUAUAUAUACUUUGUUUUUAUUUACUUAAUCAUGCCAGUCAAAUUUAUAAGAAGGGUUUCUCAUAUUAUUGUUAUCUAAAUUUAUUAUAAUAUUUUCCGCUACGGAAUGAUAAAUGUACGAAAAAUGAAACAGAUAUAUGAAGACGAUCCUUUCCAUCGCCACACACAGUAUUACGAAUAUAAUAUAAUACAUAAUUACAAAAAUUAUGCUAUACGUUGUGAGAUAUUUAUAAUGCUUUCUCUCUGUGUGCCCGUAAA
Folsomia candida is the source of this 4609-nucleotide messenger RNA. Its product is annotated as WSCD family member AGAP003962. Lineage: Eukaryota; Metazoa; Arthropoda; Collembola; Entomobryomorpha; Isotomidae. The transcript is spliced from 7 exons. The record is from RefSeq and is a predicted model, not a curated record. Bases 1588 to 2928 code for a protein of 446 amino acids.